AUGGCAAAAACAAGGCUGGUCAUCGACACGGACGCGGUCACCGACGAUGUCCGAGCGGUUUCGUUGGCGUUGCAACAUUCGAAUUCAGAAGUAUGUUUUGUGUACUAUCACUAACCUAUUUUUAAUUUUUAAUGGGGUUUUUAAAAUUGCAACAAAAUUUUUGUUAAAAAUUUCGAAUUUUAAUGUUUUAAAAUUAUCACUUUAACCUAAUUUUUUAGGCUUCUUAAGCUAUAUCUUUAAAAAAAUGAAAUCUCACAACUGUUAUGCACAACUAAACUCAUACAUUUCAGGUUCUGGCCAUCACUACAGUAGCCGGCUGUGUGCCCGUGGAGCAGGCCGUUGCCAAUAUGGUCCGAACGCUGCGAGCCAACAAUGUCACGGGGGUUCGCAUUUUUUUCGUUUUCUUAUCAGUUUAUCCGCUUAAAAUUGGUCGGGUGAAUGGUUGCAACGACCUUCUAUAUUUAGUUUACAAAUAUUGAAAUUUUAAAAUCCCAUCCAUCACGAUAUUGAUGUAGUACGUUGGGAAAGCUACGUUUUCCUUCGGUUUGAUGUAGUUUGAUCUGGAGUGGUUGUUUGUGACAAAGUUGAUGGAUAAGAUUGUUAAUUUAUAGCAGUUAUAUUGUGGGUACAAAAAAGUUGAAUUUUUUACAUGAAAAAUUAAAAUUUACAAUUAUCUUUAGCAAAAAAUUUAAAAAAAUAAAAAUUUUACCCCCUCCUCUCAAAAAAAACAUAGCGAUGCCCUUUGCCUGUGCAACUUGAAAAAAUAUUGUUCACCUUUUCCUCAAAUUUAAUAUUGUUGUUUACCCAAAAUAAUGAAAUGAACCAAACACGGUAUGUUUUGUCUGCCCACCGUAUUCCGAUCGUCCCUUAUCGGCCACGUUGUUUAUGUUUGUUACUUGAAAUUCGUGUUGGUCGUACCACAUUAACCUUGUUUUUCGUUCGAAAAUAAUUCUGUUGAGUAAUCAGAAAAGCGAUAAACGGAUUAAAGCACAAACGCUUUGUUCCUCCGCUGAUAUUAUUAAAGUUUGAAACAAUUUGAGGAAUGGUAUUGUUGGGGUAAGCGGGUUUGGUUGGAGAUUGGACUGGGAAGUGUUUAUCAUUCUAGGCUUAAAAUAAUUUUAAUCAUAUUAACCAUCAGCUCUAAUAUUUUGCAUUUAAAAUAUUUAUUUCCAAUUUUAAUAUGGUAUGUUAAUAUCGAUAAUUAUAACGAAGAAAACAGGUUAAAACUGCAUUCAUUCAAGCUAGAUUCAUAUCAACUAUACUAUUUUUAGGUUCCCAUAUUCAAAGGCGCCUCCAAACCCCUAAUCUUGAACAACCACACCCGUCACAACGAGAAGAUCCUCUUUGGGAACGAUGGUCUGGGUGAUCACCCCACAGAGUUUCCCACAGUACGCCCAGAUGACUACAAUGGACAUCAACAUGAGAUCCCUGCCGCCAUCGCUCUGAUAGAUCUGUUCAGAAAGAACCGUGACCUUACCCUAGUCUGUCUAGGACCAUUGACUAACAUAGCGUUGGCCAUUAAGCUAGAACCCAGGUUUUGUGAAUGGCCCAGGAAAAUUGUCGUAAUGGGAGGCAAUAUCUAUGGCAAAGGCAACAUCAGCCCCAACUCUACGGCCGAGUUCAACUUCUCAAUGGAUCCGGAAGCUGCUUUCAUCGUGAUCAACGAAAUGAAGUGCAAAAUCACGGUGAUACCAUGGGAAGCGUUCCUACACGAAAGUAAAGUGUCGACGGUCGACUUUCAUGCUCAUCUGAAGCUGGACGCUCCAUUGGCACGGUACUUUGAGAUGGUGACGAGGAGGGGAAGAAAGACGUUAUCAAAAGUGGAUAGACAAUAUGGAUAUUGUGAUGAAGUGGCUAUGGGAGUCGCCUUGGAUCCGGACUCGUUAGUUUUGAAGGAAAAAGUGCUACAAGCUUCGGUCGAACUUCAUGGAGCUUUAACACGGUAACUAUUGAGAUUUAUAAACCUAAAAUAAUGUUUUGUAAAAUCAUUUCGUUUUGAAACCCAAAAUUACAUUUCAUUGUUAACUUAACUUAUUUUUCAUUGUUAAUAUGACACUCUUCAUCAACAAACCACCAAUUUCAGAGGCCAAAUGGCUAUUGACUGGAUGGAAGGUAUCUUCCCUGAAACCAUGAGUGCUUCAAUUCAUCGUAUCAACAGCCAUGUCAGCUUUGUCUUGGCAUACGAUGUAAAAGUACUUGAUGAAAUGAUAUUCGAAACGAUUCGAAGAUCAGAAGAAAGGCGAAAAAGACUCGAACUCUUAUGA
Molecule: messenger RNA, 2264 nt
Organism: Bursaphelenchus okinawaensis
Lineage: Eukaryota; Metazoa; Nematoda; Chromadorea; Rhabditida; Aphelenchoididae
Source: the annotation of a GenBank genome assembly